Molecule: messenger RNA, 2511 nt
Organism: Closterium sp. NIES-65
Lineage: Eukaryota; Viridiplantae; Streptophyta; Zygnematophyceae; Desmidiales; Closteriaceae
Source: the annotation of a GenBank genome assembly
AUGGCGGUCUCUGCAGAGCUGGUUACCGGCGUCGCCCUUUGGCUGCUGCUCAAUCUCCUCGUUCCCCUGCUCGUCAAGUGCGCGGAACUCUCUCUCCGCUCAUCCCCCCUGCACUGGCGCUGGCUUCGGGGGGGCGGGAGGAGGGGGAGCCUCAAGCGGAAGCGCCGGGCAAGGGGAGGCGAAUGUGAUAGUAAGGGGGGAGAAAAUACCCGAAGCGAAUGUGCUAAUAAAGGGGUUGGCGUGGGCUUGGAUAGCAGCGUAGAGGAGGAUGGGGGGGAAAGUGGGGGGAGAAGGGGAGGGGCGGAUGGAGAGAUGAGGGGGAGUAAGGGAGAGGCAGGGGGAAACGAUGGGAGAGCACAGGGCGAAAGGGAGCAAGAAGAGGUUACCCUCACAAGUGGUGUUACAUCCAGUAUGGGGUACAUUCAGGUCCACACCACGUGCUUCAACCCCUGGCUGGAGCGCCUUCGCAUGCUGCCUGCCAAGUCACCUGCCAAGAGGUUCUACUAUGGGAUGGCCUCAGAAGGGGUGCGAGUGCAGCACGUGGCAUGCUUCCUCCUCGUCCUGCUGCUCCCUCAUCCCGUCCAAUCUUGUACUUACCUUCCCCUCUUUUGUCCCUUCCCCAUACCCUCCUUAACCACAAGGAGGGUGUGCGAGUGCAGCACGUGGCAUGCUUCCUCCUCGCUCUGCUGCUCCCCGGAGCACACGUCGCGUUCCACCCCUCUUGCAGUUCAACGUGUGGCUAGCUUUCCCAUUCUCUCCUCCCCCCUUGCUCCGCUCCCCAUCCAGAGAGGGAGUGCGAGUGCAGCACGUGGCAUGCUUCCUCCUCGCUCUGCUGCUCCCCAAGCACACGUGGCCUUCCAUCCCGCCGACUUCCACGCCCUCCCUCCCUUUCGCCUGCUGCGAAUCCUCUCUGCCGGCAUAUGGCACAACAUGGUGGUGAGUGCUGGCAUAUGGCACAACAUGGUGGUGAGUGCUGGAUGGCUAUCCUUUCAGCCUCACGUCACAUCAUUGUGCCUCACAUCUGCUCCCUCCUGCGAGCACAUGUGGCCUUCCAUCCCAUCUUCUCUCUGCCUGCCUCCUGCCCGCCUGCUGAGAGUGCUUUCCGCCGGCACAGUGGCGCAACAUAGUGGUGAGUCUUGUGCAUUGAGUGUCGAAGUAGAACAGGUGGGCUGCGGAGGCGCAACAGUGGCGCAACAUAGUGGUGAGUCUUGUGCAUUGAGUGUCGAAGUAGAACAGGUGGGCUGCGGAGGCGCAACAGUGGCGCAACAUAGUGGUGAGUCUUGUGCAUUUCUGCAUGGCUUGGCACCACCCUCUCUUGUUUCCUCUCUUGUGAGUCUUCCAACCUUUUCACUUCCACUCCCUGCCUUCCCCUUGCCUGCUGAGAGUGCUUUCCGUCACCAGCUGGCGCAACAUAGUGCUGUCUCUGCUGCUCCUCUCCUCUCCCCCUUUCUCCAAACCGCGCUCUUCCUUCCUCUCUACCCCAUCUUAUCCACCCUGUUCCCAUCUUUCCCUACCCAUCUGAUCUGGCCCCACUCCCACCUAUGCAGCUGUCUCUGCUCGCUCUGCUGCUCCUAUCCUCUCCCCUCCAAGCGGUCCUCUUCCUUCCCCUCUACUCCCAGUCACCACCAGGCCUUAAGUCCCCCCCCAGGCCUCAAGGUUACAUCCGUGCAUCCGCUCUCCCCUCUCUUCAGUCACAUUCGCCCAGGAGACUCCUUACUAGUACUUGACCACACUCCGCUUUCCUCUCCUGCCGACUACACUCACCUCCUCUCCCAUCUCUCCCACCUCUCCCACGUCUCCUACCCUCUGCCUCCUUCGAUCCCUCCCUCACCUCCUUCCCGUGGGUAUUGCAUUUCCCUCUCGGCCAAUCACAAGCUGCCACCUGGAUUCCUGACUCCUCCAGCCUUUCCAGCCAAUGCUGGCGAUGCGGAACCUUCCUUGCCGAUUCCUGGCAGUGAACCGCACCAAGAGGAAGCUUCCGUUCAGUUUCCUGGUGAUGGAUCGCAGAACCAAGAAGAAGCUUCUCAGAUGGGAUCCGUCUGCAUGGCCCCAGUCCUUCCUCAUCACCAUCUGCUGCUCCUAGUGCAGUUUCAGCCCUCCCCCUACUCACCCUCCUCCUCCUCCACCUCUUCCUCCUUUUCCAGCUCCUCUCCUUCCUCCUCCACUUCCUCCACUCCCUCCUCUCUAGAGUUUGUGGGAACCAUUGAGUCCUUUGCACAGGGCCUCUCUCUUUCUCCGUGGCAUCCUCGCACACUCACUCUCCCUCUCACACUGCCUAACUUUGCACUGGAACACCGAAAAUUAUUUUCUUCCUUGAUGGAGAGGCCGUUCUCUCAGACUUCCUCCGCCUGGUUCUCCCUUUUCCCUCGCAUCCUCUCUCCUCCCAUCCUCUCUCCUCCCAUCAUCUGCACCUCCGUCACCAACAGCAAAUCAUUCGCCACCAUCGUAUCCUCACGAGUGUCCUUUAUGGGGGCUCUUUCCUACUUUUCGUCUCCCUGGCUUCAUCUAUAA